AUGAGCCGGGUUUGGCCUGCGGAGAUGAAAGGGCUUAUUGCAGAGGACUUUACAUCUUUGACUUCUUCAAUUUUUGAACCUCGGAAAAAGUCUCCUGGCAAGCAUACCGACUCUCCUGAAGAGAGCUCUGCCUGUAGAUUCCGCGACGAGUCGGACGGACAUCUCGUCACCGUGAGCGACUACUCCACACGAAAACCAUCAUGGAUAGUCGUCGCAAUGAUCUCGCGCCUCAUUUCGAGCGCCACUAUUAAGAGAUAUGUGUCUGAGCGGAGUUCGAAAUUGAAGGUGUCGGCCUUGGACCAAAAGUUCGACUAUGGGCUCGACGCCGACGAGCUCAAACCUCAGUACGAUAUUUAA
Messenger RNA from Parastagonospora nodorum SN15, 357 nucleotides. RefSeq lists its product as hypothetical. The transcript is spliced from 3 exons. Bases 1 to 357 code for a protein of 118 amino acids. NCBI's taxonomy places the organism in Eukaryota, Fungi, Ascomycota, Dothideomycetes, Pleosporales, Phaeosphaeriaceae. The record is from RefSeq and is a predicted model, not a curated record.